AUGGCAGAAAACAACCAGACAUUCUUACAACAAACACCUUUGACAACAGAACCCAUAUCAUCUGAACCCAUGCUAGCCUUUAAUCAGUUAGCCAACAUACUACCAAAAGAAACAAUAUUGCUACUUGCCCAGUCUUUACAAAAUGUAAAGAAAGAGCCAUCCAGUGCCAUAGAGAUCUGUUCUCGGGUGGUGAAGUUUCAUCCGGAAGCACCUCAGAGUCCUUCAGUCCCUGUAAAUGAUGAUUUGGUACUUCAUUGUGAUCGUGAAUGGCGUCAUUCCUUUGUUCUUCUCCUCCACAUCAACGGCCGAGCUCAUCAAGAAGCUCCCGGUCAGCCAGAUGGCGUUUCUUUCAAGCAGCACUCUGGUUACAUCGUCACGGAUCCUCGACGUGGCCAUGCUCUGUUCUAUUACUUCGUGGAAGCCGAUGCUAGAGACCCUUCAUCUUAUCCUCUAACGUUGUGGUUCAACGGCGGCCCCGGUUGCUCUUCUCUUGGGUUCGGUGCAUUCGAAGAGCACGGUCCGUUUCGACCAGCUGGGGACGGUGGCUUGACGAAGAAUGAAUUUUCCUGGAAUAAAGUGUCGAACAUGCUGUACGUGGAAUCCCCCAUCGGAGUUGGGUUUUCAUACUCGAACACAACUUCGGACUACGUCAAUUGGACAGAUGCAGACACCGCCAGAGCAAACAUGCAGUUCCUUCUCGGUUGGUAUAAAGAAUAUCCGGAAUAUAGAGACUCAGAUUUAUAUCUGUCGGGGGAGAGCUACGCUGGCCACUACGUACCGCAGCUUGCAGCUCUGGUGCUGGACUACAAUAAGCAGUCCCAUGGGAAACCGAUCAAGCUUAAGGCGAUAGCACUUGGCAACCCACUUCUCGAUUUACGGAUUAGUGUGGAUGCCGCCACAUUUUUGUGGUCCCAUGGUGUCAUUUCGGACGAGACAUUGAAGCUGAAGGAGACGGUGUGCAAUGACUCCAGGUACCGGACGGAGCUAAUCCAUCACAAAAUUUCAAAGGAAUGUGCAGGGGUGUUGGAGAGGCAGAUGGAGGAAUUGGGGAAUUUUACUGAUCCAGGCGAUGUGCUCGCACCUUAUUGCUUCUCUGGGACUGCUGCAAUGCAAUCAGCUUCUAGCAGCGCGUGGGAUGCGUAUCACGCCAAACUAGCUCGAAGGAUGGUUCCAACUGAUCCGUGCCUCGGAGAUUACAUAUUUUCGUACCUGAACAAUCCUCGGGUUCAGAAAGCACUCCACGCCAAUACAACGAAGCUGCCAUCGGUUUGGCUUCUUUCUUAUCAUGACGUCGAUAUAGGCAUCGACAUCACACCUCUUUUAUCGGCCUUAAUCAAGAAGCAUCUGCGAGUCCUCCUCUUCAGCGGCGAUCAAGAUUCGAAAAUACCAUUGACACAGACGAGGAUGAUCGCCAACAUGAUCGCUCGAGACUUGAAAUUCACAUCCUUGGGUAAAUACGCACCUUGGUACGAUAAUAUGCAGGUUGGUGGAUGGACUCAGUCAUUUGGUAGCUCAAGAGAAGGGAAGAACGUGACUCACCUGACAUUCGCCACGGUCAGAGGAGCGGCUCACGAGGUCCCAUAUACUUCGCCCUCGCAAGCUCUCACCUUGUUCAAAGCAUUUCUCGAGGGAUCCUCUCCGCCGAAAGUGCCGUUCAAGAACUGA
This is a messenger RNA of Eucalyptus grandis, 1665 nucleotides long. Its product is annotated as serine carboxypeptidase-like 45. Bases 1 to 1665 code for a protein of 554 amino acids. The transcript has 11 exons. NCBI's taxonomy places the organism in Eukaryota, Viridiplantae, Streptophyta, Magnoliopsida, Myrtales, Myrtaceae. Gene Ontology annotation, molecular function: serine-type carboxypeptidase activity. Gene Ontology annotation, biological process: proteolysis. Gene Ontology annotation, cellular component: vacuole. The record is from RefSeq and is a predicted model, not a curated record.